Gracilinanus agilis (Agile Gracile Mouse Opossum) is the source of this 2416-nucleotide messenger RNA. RefSeq names its product isocitrate dehydrogenase (NADP(+)) 1 (gene IDH1). NCBI's taxonomy places the organism in Eukaryota, Metazoa, Chordata, Mammalia, Didelphimorphia, Didelphidae. Gene Ontology annotation, molecular function: isocitrate dehydrogenase (NADP+) activity; NAD binding; magnesium ion binding. The coding region runs from base 449 to 1693 and encodes 414 amino acids. The record is from RefSeq and is a predicted model, not a curated record. Gene Ontology annotation, biological process: isocitrate metabolic process. Gene Ontology annotation, cellular component: mitochondrion; cytosol; peroxisome. The transcript is spliced from 10 exons.
CCUAGCACUUCUUCCUUGCAACUGUCAGGCAGGCGGCAAGCAAGCAUUUAUUUAGCGCCUACUAUGUGCGAGGCACUAUAUCAAGUGCCCAUUGUGUGAGGAAUUCAAAGAAAAACUAGCUACGGCCAGACGGGAGACAUUUGCACGCGGGGGACUCAUUCGGGGCUCACUGGACCUCUGACCAACAUUCCCUCACCCCCCACCCCUCGAAGUGCCAGAACGUUCCCUACUUACAGAUACGCACGGGGACACGCCCGUGGACACGAGAAUACACAAAGAAGACAAUCGUGCUCUUCAACCUUUAACUGAAAAGUCUUCGGGGGACCCAAAAGUGCCCUUUGCCCUCAAAUGAAGCUGAACUUUAAACGAUCUACAGCUAGCUGACCCACACUUAGACACUUAACUCGAUCUUAACGAGGGUCUUUUGAGCUGAUAUAUUAAAGGCAACAUGUCCCAAAAAAUCAAUGGAGGUUCUGUGGUGGAAAUGCAAGGAGAUGAGAUGACUCGAGUCAUUUGGGACCUGAUUAAGCAAAAACUCAUUUUCCCAUAUGUGAAUUUGGACCUGCACAGCUAUGACUUAGGGAUAGAGCAUCGUGAUGAAACAGACGACCAAGUCACCAUUGAUGCUGCAGAAGCUAUUAAGAAAUAUAAUGUGGGUAUCAAGUGUGCUACCAUCACCCCUGAUGAGAAGAGAGUUGAAGAAUUCAAAUUGAAGCAAAUGUGGAAAUCACCCAAUGGUACAAUACGAAAUAUCCUGGGUGGUACUGUCUUCAGGGAAGCCAUCAUCUGUAAAAACAUCCCCCGACUUGUGAAUGGGUGGGUCAAGCCAAUCGUUAUAGGCCGUCAUGCUUAUGGGGAUCAAUACAGAGCAACUGACUUUGUAGUCCCUGGGCCUGGAAAAGUGGAGAUAAGCUAUACACCUCGUGAUGGGGGCAAAACAAUGACUUAUUUGAUCCAUAAUUUUGAAGAUUGUGGUGGCGUUGCUAUGGGAAUGUACAAUCUUGACCAGUCAAUCACAGAUUUUGCACACAGUUCUUUCCAAAUGGCUCUGACUAAAGGCUGGCCUCUAUAUAUGAGUACCAAAAAUACAAUUCUGAAGAAAUACGAUGGACGUUUUAAAGACAUCUUUCAGAAAAUAUAUGACACGCACUACAAAUCCCAAUUUGAAGACAAGAAGAUCUGGUAUGAACAUAGACUCAUUGAUGACAUGGUAGCUCAAGCUAUGAAAUCAGAAGGAGGCUUUGUCUGGGCCUGUAAGAACUAUGAUGGUGAUGUGCAGUCUGACUCUAUUGCACAAGGCUAUGGAUCUCUGGGAAUGAUGACUAGCGUGCUAAUCUGCCCAGAUGGCAAGACAGUGGAGGCAGAAGCUGCCCAUGGUACGGUAACUCGUCACUACCGCCUGUACCAGAAAGGGCAAGAGACUUCCACCAAUCCCAUUGCCUCCAUUUUUGCCUGGACCAGAGGGUUAGCUCACCGUGCUAAACUAGAUAACAAUAAGGAGCUGGGUGUAUUUGCAACAGUUUUGGAAGAAGUUUGUAUUGAGACCAUUGAAUCUGGCUUCAUGACCAAGGAUUUAGCUGCCUGUAUUAAAGGUUUACCCAACAUACAGCGAUCUGACUACCUGAAUACAUUUGAGUUCAUGGACAAACUUGCAGAAAACUUGAAGGCCAAACUAGCACAAGCUAAACUUUAAUAACACGUCUGCUUAACAAAGAGGCUGCCCAUUGGGAAAUAGAUGACCAAAAUCAAGAACAUUUAAUAUGAAAGGAGAAACGGCAGCCAUGGUACUGUGUUGUAAGAGCAGUAUAAAUAAGACCUAAUGUUCCACCCUUCCUGGCCUUACUUGUGGACCAGGUCACUGGAUGGUUCUGGUGUUAGCAGAUAUUGCAUCAUGUGAAAAUAAACUUGACAAAGUGGAUUUCUGUGUGAAUCAAGAGUUAAAGCAUUACUGUAAGGAAGCCAUGUUAAGGCUUCUUUAGCAGUUACAAAGAGCUUUUGUUGAAUUUUAGAGAUGGAAACUUUUUUUUUAACAGUGCCCACAUGAGUUAGGAUUUUUGGACAAUGGUGACAUGCAGAUUGCCCUCCUUUCCUUAUGUGGUGCAAUAAGGUUUAUGCUAUCCAAUGGCAUAUUUCACCCAGGUGCAAUAAAACAAGCUGCUUUUUUUUGGAUCCCUACAAGCCUGUUUAUUUCUUUUGUAUAACUGUAAUGUUUUAGAAUUAUUGUUAAACACUAGUCUCACCCUGGUCUUUGUCUGAACUGUAAUGUAAUUGGAAUUAAAAUUAAAUCCUAAUAACUGGUUUUUGUUCUUCUGAGUCUUAAGGAGUCAAGGAAUACAAUUACUUAUUGUUAUCACAAAUGUUUGACAUCACAGAAGUCAUUAUGUUGAGAAUAUCCCAGUAAAAUUGUUUUCUCUAA